UGAAAGGUGUUCCCAGGGGUAGGGGCACCAGGAGCUAUGGCCCCGGGUCCUGCUAGCGCCAUGGGCAGCGGCUGCCGCAUCGAAUGCAUAUUCUUCAGCGAGUUCCAUCCCACGCUGGGACCCAAGAUCACAUAUCAGGUCCCUGAGGACUUCAUCUCUCGGGAGCUGUUUGACACGGUCCAGGUGUACAUCAUCACCAAGCCAGAGCUGCAGAACAAGCUCAUCACUGUCACAGCCAUGGAGAAGAAAUUGAUCGGCUGCCCUGUGUGCAUUGAGCACAAGAAAUACAGCCGCAAUGCCCUGCUCUUCAACCUGGGCUUCGUGUGUGACGCCCAGGCCAAAACCUGUGCCCUCGAGCCCAUCGUCAAAAAGCUGGCUGGCUAUCUGACCACACUGGAGCUAGAGAGCAGCUUCGUGUCCACGGAGGAGAGCAAGCAGAAGUUGGUACCCAUCAUGACCAUCUUGCUGGAGGAGCUAAAUGCGUCAGGCCGGUGCACUCUGCCCAUCGAUGAGUCCAACACCAUCCACUUGAAGGUCAUUGAGCAGCGGCCUGACCCUCCUGUGGCCCAGGAGUAUGAUGUGCCUGUCUUUACCAAGGACAAGGAGGAUUUCUUCAACGCACAGUGGGACCUCACCACACAACAGAUCUUGCCCUACAUUGAUGGUUUCCGCCACGUCCAGAAGAUCUCAGCUGAGGCAGACGUGGAGCUGAACCUGGUGCGCAUUGCCAUCCAGAACCUGCUGUACUACGGCGUUGUGACACUCGUGUCCAUCCUCCAGGUAGGCCCCUGUGCCUCUCCUGCUGCCCUCCAGUACUCCAAUGUGUACUGCCCGACACCCAAAGUCCAGGACCUGGUAGAUGACAAGUCCCUGCAGGAAGCAUGUCUAUCCUACGUGACCAAACAAGGGCACAAGAGGGCCAGUCUCCGGGAUGUGUUCCAGCUGUACUGCAGCCUGAGUCCUGGCACUACUGUGAGAGACCUCAUUGGCCGCCACCCCCAGCAGCUGCAGCGCGUUGAUGAACGGUCAGAAGGGGAAGCUGAUCCAGUUUGGGCUCAUGGAGAACCUCAUCCGGAGACUACAGAAGUACCCUGUGCGGGUAUCUCGGGAGGAGCGGAGCCACCCUGCCCGCCUUUACACAGGCUGCCAUAGCUAUGAUGAGAUCUGCUGCAAGACAGGCAUGAGCUACCGUGAGCUGGAUGAACGGCUGGAAAACGACCCCAACGUCAUCAUCUGCUGGAAGUGAAGCUAGUGGGGGCUGGCCCCAGACACGGCUGCGUCUACUCUCCCACUAAGCACUGCCCGGUGCGUGAGGGCUAGACCACACACUAGGCCAUUCUAUCUCAAGGUUGACCCUCACUUCUGUAAAUAAAGUCAUCUAUUUCAGCCUA
This is a messenger RNA of Rhinolophus ferrumequinum (greater horseshoe bat), 1391 nucleotides long. RefSeq names its product NPR2 like, GATOR1 complex subunit (gene NPRL2). The coding region runs from base 37 to 1152 and encodes 371 amino acids. NCBI's taxonomy places the organism in Eukaryota, Metazoa, Chordata, Mammalia, Chiroptera, Rhinolophidae. Gene Ontology annotation, cellular component: vacuolar membrane; GATOR1 complex. Gene Ontology annotation, biological process: negative regulation of TORC1 signaling; cellular response to amino acid starvation; positive regulation of autophagy. The transcript has 11 exons. The record is from RefSeq and is a predicted model, not a curated record. Gene Ontology annotation, molecular function: GTPase activator activity.